This is a messenger RNA of Penicillium soppii, 1128 nucleotides long. Its product is annotated as tyrosinase family protein. Bases 1 to 1128 code for a protein of 375 amino acids. NCBI's taxonomy places the organism in Eukaryota, Fungi, Ascomycota, Eurotiomycetes, Eurotiales, Aspergillaceae. Gene Ontology annotation, molecular function: oxidoreductase activity. The record is from RefSeq and is a predicted model, not a curated record. The transcript has 2 exons.
AUGGGCCGUUCGAUUUCGUUCGUCUGUAUACUCGCCGUCCUCACUGUCCACCUCCUCAGCGCCCACCUCUCAUAUGCUCAUGAUUUGAAGGAGGGACCACCACAAAAGUGCAGUAAGCUACUGACACGCAAAGAAUGGCGAACGUUGACGCAUAGCGAGAAAGCUCAGUGGGUGCGAGCUGUCAAGUGCCUGGCAAGCAUACGACACGAACGGCUAUCUUUGACGCCGGACCAGACGGUGCUUGAGGGGAAGAGGAGCCUGUACGAUGACUUCUCUUACUCGCACGCAGCAGUGGAGCACAGCGCGCAUAGGAAUGCCUACUUUUUGCCGUGGCGUGCGUUUCCCUCCCUCCUUGCGUUUCAGGGUUAUACUUACAUGAGCGCAGACCGCUGGUUCACCUACCUAUUCGACACCUCCCUCCGCCACACUUGCGGGUAUAGCGGGCCAACCCCAUACUGGGACUGGUCACGCGAUCAUGCAGACCUAUUCGGCUCGCCAGUGUUCGAGGACUCCGCAGAGUAUGGGCUGGGUGGAACGGGGGACUGCGAUUCCUCCCCCGAGGCGGACUGUACCGUCACCACCGGCGCUUUUGCAAACUUUGAGCUUGCCUGGCCAAUCCCACACCCGCUGCGGAGAAACCUGACGCUUAUCACCGGCUGGUUCGCCCAUGAGCUGCCUCAAAAUCGUACCCUCGGCCCGGACUUCGUGCGCAACUCGACCGAGCAAACCACGGGCGACUUCUUCAAAUUCCAGCACGCAAUGGCACUACUGCACAAUCACGUUCACAAUUUCGUUGGGGGCGACUUGGCAGGAGAUUGCCCGAAGGCCCUAUCGCAGGAGGAUUGCCAGGGCAUGGCAAUCAGCUUCACGCCUAAUGACCCGCUCUUUUGGCUGCAUCAUGCACAACUGGACCGGUUGUGGAGUGAAUGGCAGCGCCACCACCAAUCCAACUUCGCCGCCUUUUCCGGCGUACCCCUCACCCCGCACAAUAUGAGCGACCCACGCUACGACCUUGACGCUCACGCAGAUCAUCAGCUACCCUUCGACGUUCUGAGUGUGCCUGUGACGCCGAGGAGUGUGUUUGAUACCGAGGGUUGGCCGUUGUGUUAUCGGUAUACGGACGAGUGA